CAUCUAGAAGAUUAGAGCCUUUUUAAUUUAUUAUUAAAAUUAGUGAAUUUAAAGGUUUUUAAUGUAAUCUUUUAGUAUUAUAGUCUAAAAAAAUAUCAGGAGUAUGGUUGGAUUUAUAACCAAAUAGACCGAAGUGCACAUUCGUGACAUCCAGUUUUCACUCUCCCUCCCGAUCAACGAAAAACCGCGUGUUCUUUCCACUUUCUCAUAAUAAAUUUCUUCGAUUCGCCCAUAUCACAACUAACCAUUUCCCACUUCUUCCUCCCAGAUCGGACGGUCCAAUUUUCAAUGGCAACCGACAACGACAACACCAGAUCCGGAUCCGCCACUCCCACCGUCAAUGGCGAUGCCGAAGCUCUACAGAGGCCCAAAAUAGCUCUGAUCACCGGAAUAACCGGCCAAGACGGCUCCUACUUGACAGAAUUUCUCAUCAAGAAAGGGUACGAGGUUCAUGGCCUGAUCCGCCGGUCGUCUAACUUCAACACCCAGCGCAUCAACCACAUCUACAUCGAUCCUCACAAUACCCACAAGGCCCGGAUGAAGCUACACUAUGCUGAUCUUACUGAUGCAUCCUCUCUUCGCCGCUGGCUCGAUACCAUUCUUCCAGACGAGGUUUACAACCUCGCUGCUCAAUCCCAUGUUGCUGUCUCUUUCGAAAUUCCUGAUUAUACUGCUGAUGUGGUGGCCACCGGCGCUCUCCGUCUACUAGAGGCCGUCAGAUCUCAUAUCGCCGCCACAGGAAGAAGUCAUAUCCGUUAUUAUCAGGCUGGAUCGUCGGAAAUGUUUGGAUCUACUCCGCCUCCCCAAUCGGAAACAAGUCCAUUCCAUCCCAGAUCUCCAUACGCGGCGUCAAAAUGUGCGGCGCAUUGGUACACCGUUAAUUACCGAGAGGCUUAUGGGUUGUUUGCAUGUAAUGGGAUCUUGUUCAAUCACGAAUCCCCGAGGCGUGGAGAGAAUUUUGUGACCAGGAAGAUUACAAGAGCUGUUGGAAGAAUUAAGAUAGGACUGCAGAGCAAACUAUUUCUAGGAAAUUUGCAGGCGUCAAGGGACUGGGGAUUUGCUGGGGAUUACGUGGAGGCUAUGUGGAUGAUGCUGCAGCAAGAAAAGGCUGAUGAUUACGUGGUGGCCACAGAGGAGUCUCACACAGUGGAGGAGUUCUUGGAGGUGGCAUUUGGGUAUGUGGGUUUGAAUUGGAAGGAUCAUGUGGUGAUUGACAAGAGGUAUUUUAGGCCAGCGGAGGUGGACAAUUUGAAAGGGGAUUCAAGCAAGGCGAGGAAAGUGCUUGGAUGGAAACCAAAGGUGGGAUUUGAGCAGCUGGUGAAGAUGAUGGUGGAUGAAGACGUUGAGCUAGCUAAGAGGGAGAAGGUGCUGGUUGAUGCUGGAUACAUGGAUGCCCAGCAACAGCCUUGAUGAUAUGGGAAUUUCAGUUUAUUGUGAUAAAAUUACCACUAUAAAGCAUUCAGGCUUCAUUUAGGCUUAAGGCAGGAUUAUCUGCAUUUUUAGUGUGUGUUUUUUUUUAAUUUUAUUAAUGUUCGUCAGUUGUUUUUAUCAUCUUGAAAUCUGGAAUCAAUUUUAGUAAAGAGAAAAGUUCUGGGAUCAAA
Manihot esculenta (cassava) is the source of this 1601-nucleotide messenger RNA. Its product is annotated as GDP-mannose 4,6 dehydratase 1. Gene Ontology annotation, molecular function: GDP-mannose 4,6-dehydratase activity. Gene Ontology annotation, biological process: GDP-mannose metabolic process. The transcript has a single exon. The record is from RefSeq and is a predicted model, not a curated record. The coding region runs from base 289 to 1410 and encodes 373 amino acids. NCBI's taxonomy places the organism in Eukaryota, Viridiplantae, Streptophyta, Magnoliopsida, Malpighiales, Euphorbiaceae.